Molecule: messenger RNA, 9308 nt
Organism: Labrus bergylta (ballan wrasse)
Lineage: Eukaryota; Metazoa; Chordata; Actinopteri; Labriformes; Labridae
Gene: agrn
Product: agrin
Biological process (GO): receptor clustering; G protein-coupled acetylcholine receptor signaling pathway
Molecular function (GO): laminin binding; calcium ion binding
Source: RefSeq, a predicted model, not a curated record
AGAGAGAGAUCCCUGCCCCUUCCUCCUCCUUCCUCCCUCUCUCUCUCUCUUCCAACCUGCUCUCCCAGCCGGCGGCGGCAGAGAGGGAUUUUCUAACCCGGGCUGCAGAUGCAGGGAGCAGGGCUGCAGAGUGAAACAGACACUGGUAGUCCGUAGGGAAGUUGUGGAAAGGAGGCUCGGCGCAACAUUUUAAACGCAUUCGAAAUAGUUUUGGAGUGUGUUUAUCGGACUCUCCGGGCGGUAACAUUUUCUUUUUUUUUUUAGGAAAGUUUACUUUUUUGGGGGGUUCCUACAUCCGUGUGGUGAACAUGGGCUCCGUGCGCACACUCCCGGCCGGCCGGUCAGCGCUUCUUCUGGCGGGGCUGCUUGUAGCUCUGUGGCAGCUCUGCGGAGCAAGUUGUCCGGAGAAAGACUUGGAGGACCGGGAAGAGGAGGCCAACGUAGUUUUGACCGGCACUGUGGACGAAAUCACUAACAUGGACCCGGUGCACAAUACCUACUCGUGCAAGGUCAGAGUGUGGCGCUACCUAAAAGGAAAGUCCAACGUCAACAGAGAAAUCCUCCUGGCCGGCGGAAACAAGUUGAUGAUCGGCGGCUUCGGCAACCCCGUCUGUGACAACCACGUGUCCACGGGGGACACCCGCAUUUUCUUUCUCAACCCUGCGUCGAAAUCCAUGGGCCCUGAACACAAGAACGAACUUAUGCUCAACUCCAGUCUGAUGAGGAUUACUCUGCGCAACCUGGAGGACGUGGAGCACUGCGUGGAAGACAAACCUCCUCACUUCACUCCGGCGCAGACUCCUGAUGGCUGCAGAGGGAUGCUGUGUGGAUUCGGAGCUGUAUGUGAGCGCGACCCGACAGACCCGGCCAAAGCAGAGUGUGUUUGUAAGAGAGUGGAGUGUCCGUCCUUGGUGGCUCCUGUUUGCGGCUCGGACUCAUCCACCUACUCCAAUGAGUGCGAGCUGGAGAAAGCUCAGUGCCACGCACAGAGACGCAUCAAGGUGCUGCGCAAGGGACCCUGCUCUCUGAAGGACCCCUGCGCCGACGUGGCCUGCAGUUACGGCAGCACCUGUGUCCAGUCCUCAGACGGCCUGUCGGCUAAAUGCAUGUGUCCCCUCGGCUGUGAGGGCAAACCAAAGCAGACGGUGUGCGGCAGUGACGGGAAGGACUACCCCAACGAGUGUGAGCUUCAUCAGCACGCCUGCAAGAACCAGAAGAACAUCCGAGUGCAAUAUCCGGGCCCAUGCGACCCGUGUAAAGACAGUGAAAACAGUGUGAACACCAUGUGCCGGGUGGAGGCUCUCACCCGCCAGCCCCUCAUGUUUGGCCUGCCGGAGUCGUGCCCCCCAGCUAAUGAGCCUCUGUGUGCCAGCGAUGGACGGACCUACUCCAGCGAGUGCGCCAUGACAUCUUCGGGCAUGCAGAAAGGCGUGAAACUAAGGAAGAUCUAUGCAGGACGAUGCGGGAGGCUGGAGGACUGUAAGGAGGAGUGUCUCUUUAACGCAGUGUGUCUGGUGGAGCAGCUGAACGCCCGCUGCUCCUGUGAUCCUAUCGCGUGUGAUGACACCUACAGGCCCGUGUGCGGCAAGGAUGGCCACACCUACAUCAACGACUGUGUACGGCGCCAGGCGGAGUGUGUGAGCAGGACCCUGAUCCCCAUCAAGCACCAAGGGCCCUGUGAUCUCAACGUACCGAGCCCCUGUUUGGAUAAGGAGUGCGAUCACGGUGCAGUGUGUGUGGUCAAGAACAACGAGCCUGUGUGCGAGUGCCCCGAGGCCUGCCCGCAAACGUCUGACCCCGUGUGCGGAUCCGAUGGCCACAGCUAUGGCAGCCCCUGUGAGAUGAGGGCGAUGGGUUGUGCCCUGCAGAGAGCCAUUCAAAUCCAACACAAAGGACCUUGUGAUGAAGCUUGUGCCAACUGCUCAUUUGGUGCAAUCUGCGAUGCCCAGAGCGGGAUGUGUGUGUGUCCAUCGGAGUGUGUGAACUCCCACCAGCCUGUGUGCGGCAGCGAUGGCAUCACCUACCAGAGCGAGUGCGACCUGCACGUUCAGGCCUGCAAUGAACAGACGGACAUCCGAGUGGUCAGCCAGGGAGAGUGCAAGACAUGCGGCAACACAGUUUGUGCCUGGGGAGCCCGGUGUGUCCAGAAUAAGUGUGAGUGCCCACUGUGCCCAGGCGAGGCCUUCUCAGCGGUGUGCGGAAGCGAUGGCACCACCUACAACAGCGAGUGCGAGCUCCGUCUGUCGUCCUGCAUGCAGAAGAGGAGGAUUGAUGUGGCCAAGCCCGGCAGCUGUGAUGAAGACUGCGGCUCAGGGGGGUCAGGCUCGGGCUUGGAGAGCUGCGAACAGGACCGCUGUCGCACGUUUGGAGGCUCGUGGGACGAGGACGCCGAGGACGAUCGAUGCGUCUGUGACUUCAGCUGUCGGACUGUGCCGCCCAACCUGGUUUGUGCCUCAGACGGAAAAACCUACGACAACGAGUGUGAGCUGAAGAAGGCCAGAUGUGAGAAACAAGAGCACGUGUUGAUCCUGAAUCAAGGACCCUGUGCAGUGAUUGCACACGCAUCUCUUCCUGAGCUGACAGAACCCCAGCACUGCAGUCUGUCUAUAUACGGCUGCUGCCUCGACAACUCGACGACCGCCUUGGGAGUCGGACUGGCCGGAUGUCCCAGUACCUGUCAGUGUAACGUCCACGGCUCCUACAAAGAAACAUGUGAUCCAGCCAGCGGUCAGUGCUCCUGUAAGCCGGGCGUCGGGGGGCAGAAAUGUGACCGCUGCGAGCCGGGCUUCUGGAACUUCCGUGGCAUUGUGACCGAGAACAUGAGCGGCUGCACACCAUGUACCUGCGACGCUACAGGCUCGGUCCGGGACGACUGCGAGCAGAUGUCAGGUCUGUGUUCCUGCAAGACGGGGGUGAAGGGCAUGAAGUGUAACGUGUGUCCAGAUGGAAGCAAGAUGGGCAUGAACGGCUGCGACCAAGGUCCUGAGGCUCCGACUUCAUGUGAAGAGUUGAUUUGCAAUUUUGGAUCUUCCUGCAUUGAAUUGAAUGGCCAAGCUCACUGCGAGUGUCCGUCACCUGACUGCGAUGAGAAAGACAAAACCAAGGUGUGCGGCUCAGACGGGGUGACCUACGCCGACCAGUGCCAGCUGAGGACCAUCGCCUGUAGGCAGGACAAGGACAUCACUGUGCAACACUUUGGACAGUGCACAGAAAUCAUCUCAGAGCCAGCCGACAGACCCACCCCCAACCCCCCCGCCACCACCGCUGCCGCCACCAUCACCACCCCUGCCCCCUUCCACCACAACCAGGUGUGGGCCAUCCCGCCUCCGAGGAGGGCUGAGCCAGAGACAACAGAGCAGCCCCCAGUCCGAACCCCUUCCACCCUCACCCACAACAGUGCCCGAGCAAACCACCCCAUCCACAUCCAGCCGCCGCAGUCCACCACCACCUCCACCACCUCCUCUCAUCGCAGCACCCCUUCUCCCAUCAAUGCCGCCAGCUCCUUUGAGGGCUCAGGCAGCGGAGAGCCGAGCGGGGAUGACCAGACUGAGGAAGAGGAGGAGCCAGAAGAGGAAGCAGGUAGCGGGGUCCCAACGGAGGCCAGUGGGGCAGAGGAGCCUGUCGGUCCCACAGUGGCCAGCACCACUGUACCCACGGCUGAGGAGCGGUCAUCUUGUGACAACACAGAGUACGGCUGCUGCCCCGACGGAAAGACGCCAUCCAGCACUCCAGAGGGCGCCAACUGCCCCUCUACCAUGAGGUUCAGCGGCAUCCUGCACCUAGACCAGGUGGAGGGACAGGAGAUUUUCUACACGCCAGAGAUGGAGGACCCCAAGUCGGAGCUGUUUGGAGAGACAGCCCGCAGCAUCGAGAGCGCUCUCAAUGAGUUGUUCAGGAAGUCGGAGGUGCGCAAAGACUUCAUGAGCGUUCGUGUACGCAACCUGGCACCCAGCAAUUCCAUCCUCGCCUUUGUGGAGGCCCACUUCAAACCAGAUACAAAGAACACAGUGGAGGACAUCGAAGGAGCCCUGCGCAAACAGCUGAAGGCCUCCAAAGACACCAGCAUCGCCGUGAAGAAGCCGGAGGACGAGAAUAUUCGCUUCACCAAUUAUGGCCUCUCCUCCGUCCCCUUCUUCACCACCACUACCACCACCACCACGGCAUCAGUCACCACAGCUGCUCCCACCACCGCAGCUCCAACCACCACCACCACCACCAAACCUCCCCCGACCACCGCUUACUUCACCCGCCGCCCCCACAGCAGCAGACGCACCACCACGACCUCGGCGCCGGUCACAACGCAGCGAACCACAGCCGCGAAGACGGAAGCCGUCACCAUGACCACGCCGCAUCCACCCACCACCAUCUCCCACAUCAGGGGCAGGACCCACCACAAGCCCCAGAAGCCAUGCAGCUCCCACCCCUGCCUCCACGGGGGGACCUGCGAGGACGAAGGCAACGACUUCAGCUGCAAGUGUCCUGCAGGGCGAGGAGGCGCUGUGUGUGAAAAGGUGAUCCAUUACUUCAUCCCAUCAUUCGGAGGCCAGUCGUACCUGGCGUUCCAAACAAUGACCGCCUAUCACACGGUCCGCAUCGCCAUGGAGUUCAGAGCCUCCGAGAUGACCGCCAUUCUGCUCUACAACGGCCAGGAAGGAAAGAAGGACUUCAUCUCUCUUGCUCUGGUCAACGGCAAAGUAGAGCUCAAGUUCAACACAGGGUCAGGCACAGGCACGCUGGUCAGCAAAGUGGAGAUCACUCAGGGCCGCUGGCAUCAGCUGGUGGUGACUCGCAACCGGCGCAACGCCAUGCUGAGCGUGGACAACGAAGAGCACAUCGAGGGCGAGAGUCCACGUGGCACAGAUGGCCUCAACCUGGACACCCACCUGAUGAUUGGAGGAGUGACGGAGGAAAUGAAGGCUGAUGUGAGGGAGAGGACAGGAGUGUCAGCCGGUCUGGUCGGCUGCAUCCGUCUCCUCGAUGUCAACAACCGGGUGCUCAACCUGCAGGAGAGGGACGGAGACAGCCUGUACGGCAGCGGCGUAGGUGAAUGUGGUAACGACCCCUGCCAGCCCAAUCCCUGCAAGAACGGCGCGGCGUGCCAGGUGAAAGAGGCGGAGAUGUUCCACUGCAAGUGCAGCAAAGGAUUCUGGGGUCCAACGUGCGCUGACGUUCACGACCCAUGUGAGCCCAACAGGUGCCAUCCAUCCUCCCAGUGUCAGGCGCUGCCCGAGGGAGGCUACAAAUGCGAGUGCCCCAUGGGACGUGAAGGCAAGCACUGCGAGAAAGUGGCUGAGAGGAGAGGGGCUUACUUGCCGCUUUUCGACGGAGACUCUUACCUGGAGCUGAAGGGGCUCCAUCUGUACGGCCAUGACCUGCGUCAAAAGCUGAGCAUGACGGUGAUCCUCAUGGCCAACGACUCCAACGGUUUGAUCUUCUACAACGGCCAGAAAUCAGAUGGGAAAGGAGACUUCAUCUCGCUCUCCCUCAAUGAGGGGAUCCUGGAGUUCCGCUACGACCUGGGGAAGGGACCUGCUACCAUCAGGAGUAAGGACCCAAUCCAGCUCAACGUGUGGAACACCAUCAACCUGGAGCGCUCCAACCGCAAAGGAGAGAUCAUGGUGAACAAAAAGGACCCGGUCCGAGGAGAGGCACCGAACCUGCACGUAGAUCUUAACCUGAAAGAGUCUCUGUUUGUCGGUGGAGCUCCUGAUUACAGCCGACUGGCAAGAAGCGCCGCACUCACAGAGGGAUUCAAGGGAACCAUCCAGAAGAUCAUCCUGAUGGGCACCCCCAUCCUCCGAGAGGAGAACGCCCAGCGCUCCAGCAACGUAGCCAUGUUCCAGGAGCACCCGUGCUCCCAGGAGCCCUGCCAUAACGGCGGCCGCUGCAACCCCCAGCUGGACACCUACGAGUGUGUGUGCCUGAGCGGCUUCUCGGGGGGACGCUGUCAGAACACCAUUUACGAGAAGUCUGCAGGCGACACCGAAGCCAUCGCCUUUGACGGGCGGACGUUCAUCGAGUACCACAACGCCGUUACAAAGAGUGAGAAAGCUCUGCUGGUGAACAAGUUCGAGCUGAGCAUUCGCACAGAGGCAACACAGGGUCUGGUGCUGUGGAGCGGGAAGGGCGUGGAGCGAUCCGACUACAUCGCCCUGGCCAUCGUGGACGGACGCGUUCAGAUGACGUACGACUUGGGCUCCAAGCCCGUGGUGCUGCGCUCCUCGGUGCGCGUCAACACCAACCGCUGGAUACGCAUCAAGGCCAGCAGAGCACUCAGAGACGGCUCUCUACAGGUCGGCAACGAGGCGGCGGUAACAGGGUCAUCACCUUUGGCAGCUACACAGCUGGACACAGACGGAGCGCUCUGGUUGGGUGGUCUGGAGGAGCUGGCAGUGACUCGUCGGUUGCCCAAGGCCUACAGCACCGGCUUCAUUGGCUGCAUCAAGGACGUGAUGGUGGACGGCUUGGAUCUCCACCUGGUGGAGGACGCCUUAAACAGCCCCCAAAUACUACAAUGUUCUGCCGCCAAAUAACCGGGCAGAGACGAAAUAUAUAGAAAAAAUCGUUUAAAAAAGAAAAAACCUCCCCACCCGCUCCCUCCAUAGCACCCAUGUCUCCUGCUGUAAUUAUUUUCUAUUUUUGUAUACUUUUCAUCGCUUUUUAUAUGGAAAGAAAAUUAAUAUGUCAUUUUUGUUUAUAUAUAUUUUGGGUUUUUUUUCUUCUGCACCUCCAUUCACAGAACAUGUUUUUCUUUUUCUUUACUGCUCCGGCCCCUUCAUCUUUUUUUUUUAUCUGCGCAGGCAUCUCUGUGAAAAAGAGAGAUUUUAUUCUGGCCACUUUUGUUGUUUUAGAACAAAUGCCAACUUUAAAAAAAAAAAAAGAAAAAAAAAGAAAAAGCCUGCUCCUUUUUUUUCUCGCUCAUUACUUGAACACUGGUGGACGUCGCAGAUGAUCUCUGGUGACUGCCUUGUCUUGGUGCCAUAUCUAUCGUCCACAUUCCCCAAGCAUGGCCUAUACAUCCAUGAAUAUAUAGACAUACAUUCCCCUGAGAGAGCCGGACUCGGUGUAGUCUGGUGUGUGCAGGUCUUUGAUGCUGCAGCCAGCUGGUGUCUCCAGUCAAAAGAAAAAAAACUCUGUAUUCAUUCUCUGUAGCCCUCUGUAUUUUCCUAAUGGGACUUUUCUGAUAUCAGUCAAGCUGCUACAGUGAGAAAGUACACAUUCAUAACCACUCGAUCAACCCCCAUCUCACAGCACCCCAAAAAAAAAAGUCAAGACUCUCCUCUCAAUCUGAAUCCCAUCAGAGCCUUUAGUUUUGAAAUAUGACUCACUAACACUGCAAGCUGACACGAUGGAGACGGAGAGAGCGCUGCAUUCCUCGAUGACUCGCAUAUCAUUAGUCAUAAGUCAAGACAUGAAUCAUAGACAUGAAUAAAUGUUAUAAAUAUAGAGUAUAUAAAUAAUACCUGAGACUGUGAAUAUGUACGAUGGGUUCUCUUUGGAGAAUUGUGCUUCUCAUGUACUAUUGUGCGUUCUGUUUUACAAUCAGCAGAUGAACUAAUGAUGACCACUAUAAAUGCAUGCACUUCUGCAGUGUUGGUUUGAAUCUGGUUUUUAUUUGUUUGUUUUUAUAUUCACUUUUUGUUUCUUUCUUAUCCGGGGAAAUGUCACAGUUUGGGGGUUUGCUUGUUUUUCUGCAAUGACUUUGAAAAAGGUUCCCUUUCUUCUCUUAUUUCCACUGAUGUGAUUUCACAAACUACAAAGUUAUGUUUUCUGUUCGCUCAUUCCCUGUAUCUACUUAUGACGUUUUUGUUUAUUUUUGUUUUGGGAGCAGUUAGUUUUGCGGGACUUUGAAUGGUGCAUCCGGGGAAGAGUUGUUACCAUAUUUGACCUUAAGGAGGUGCUGAAAGCAAAGACUGAAGAAAAGGACAGACAGAAAAGGAUGCACUGAGGAGAACUACUCUUGGGAACAUCCUAUCAGACAACAGUGGACACAAACACACACAAAACAAAAAAGCUUCAAAAAAACUCUGCCUGAGACUUCGUUUCUUUUCUUUAUUUGACCUCGGAGCAUUCCUGGAGGAGUCUUUAUUCGGCUGUUUCUGAGAGAGAGACUGUGAUGUUGUUGUGACCUUCUGAAGCCAUAGCAGCUGCAAAAAUGGGAAAAAAAGACGCAUAAUCCUACAGUACUUGCAAAUUAACAUAGCAACGCAUGGGUUUGUAUUACUAGUGCAAAUUCUGUAACUUUCAGUGAACAGAUGCAACGUGGAGUCGUUGCUGCUGGACCACAAAAAGCUUCAGCGACUGACUAAAAGACUCUUGUUUUGAUAUGAGAAACUUGGCAAUAUCUUAAGACAAAAUCAUGCUUGUUCGUGGUCGAGUAUCAAAUGGUCUCGUACUUUUUUUUUUCUUUUCUAUCUUUAAGUUGUUAAUUAUGUUUUCCUUCUUCAAUCAUCAGACAACCUGUUUUUGUACAGCCCUGCAAUUUUUAAGUGUAAAUUUAGCAAAUGUGUGAUCUGUGGAGGUUUAUGUUUUUAGUAAUAUACACUGGAACCGUGUCCGACGUGUCUGUUUGCCCACACGAUGAUAUACUCAUGUACAUGGGGGAGGGACUGUGUGGGAUGAAGCUCUGAGUGUCCACACCACACCGAGCAACACUUCUCUGGUGUCCCAGUACACGUUUCAAUUCCACUACUUACUCUCUUAUUAACCUCAGAAUGGUCUUAUCUACCACACUGUUCUUUCUUCAAUUGGAGCAUUCAGGUGGUAACACUUAAUAAAGGAGAGUUUCCUGUGUAUUUGUGAGGACUUUAGACCAAUAAGGACAGUUGCAGUCUGGUCUGGUUUGAGUGGAAACUUUGAAUUGCCUUAAAAACUCAUCACCUGGACUCUUAGCAGGUGACAAAGACAUCAUCCAUAUAACUGUUUCCUUACUUUAGCCAGUGUAUUAGCCUCAUCCCCAUAAUGUAAAAAUGAGUAAUGCAUAAUAACAAUGAUAAUUAUAUUAGUAAUAAUGCACACAUACACACAUUUAAAAAAAAAUCCCAGGGGGGGCUCUGCAAAUAACCCCCCCAGGCUUUUGACAAAAACCUAUUUACUGUUUUAUGACUCUAUUUUCUGUUCCUUAUUUAUGUCUCCAUGUGGGUUACCCUCCAUGUCUGGCCUCUGUAAACUACUGUCUGACUGCGGAAAAAUGAACCCUCCUCAAACGGCAGUGCACCGAGUAUGAGUGGCAUGACCUGAGCAUUACUAACUUUAUGACCUUUGUCUUGUGUUCCUACCACCAUGAAAUAAAAUGUCAACCAAACGGA